AUGUCGAAUUUUGACCAGAAUCCACCGCAAGAAAGCAGAAUCAUAAUCCCGACAGCGGUUGCCAUCGACAAAGACAAGAACAGUCAAUUUGCCGUGAAGUGGGCUAUCGACAAAUUGAGAUUGAAGGAUAAACAGAUCAUCCUCGUACACGUUCGAACCCAUUACAGUCUUGAUUCUUCCGCUCCUAAAGAAGGCCGCGAACCUACUCAAGCUGAAACACAGCAGUUGUUUCUUCCUUACCGUAGUUUCUGUGCACGAAAAGGGAUUCGUGCGAAGGAGGUGAUUUUACAAGACCACGACGUGGCAAGAGGGCUUGCUGAGUAUAUCAGCAUAAGCUCGAUUACUACAAUUGUCCUUGGCUCGUCGAGCCGUGGAGCAAUAGUGAGGGCAUUUAAGAAUGCAGAUGUUCCCAGCUCAGUGGGAAAAUACGCACCAGAUUGUUGCACGGUGUUUGUCGUGUCGAAGGGCAAAGUUGUAAAACUCAAAUCCGGUAGUAAUCCAGAGACUCCGAGCAGCACAACAAGUUCCAUGCCCCGGAAUGCGUUUUCACCUGCUGAUAACAUUUCAAGCCAGUCGAGUUAUAAUCCACCAGAUAGCUGGAAAAGCCCGGCCUCCGAGUUAUCAUCCUUCGACAGCGAAAACCAGACGAGACGAACACCAGAUGAGAUAAAAAAUACAAUUCCUCUAUAUAAUUCCUAUGGCAGCAAAUCACCUUCACCUUAUGACUCGGAAAACACGAGCUACAGGGAAUAUACUUCUUGCUUAAGCAACUACAGCUCGUUUAUCAACUCGGGACCCAGUGAAACUGAGUUCAGCCACACGACCAACAAGCAGGCGGACAAUAAGAUUUCAAAUGUGUCGCAGCCCAUGAGCAAGAUGAGCCUUGAGGUCCGAACGAGAGGGACACGAGGUUACUCCAUGUCCGAGUCGAGUGAUCUUUCGGACAUAAUGAGUUUCCCUUCAGAUGUCUCGUUCGAGGUUAUGGACCCACAACCGGUUUCGGAUUCGUCCGGGAGCUCAACCUCCUCCCAAACCGCUGUGGAGGUCCUGAGCCGAAUGCGCCACCCGAACAUGGUCGUUCUCCUCGGCGCCUGCCCCGACUACGGCAGUCUCGUCUACGAGUACAUGGAAAACGGCAGCCUCGAGGACCGUCUCUACCGCAAAAAUGGGACCCCUCCCCUCCCUUGGCCCGCCCGUUUCCGAAUCGCUGCUGAGAUUGCCACAGCCCUCAACUUCCUCCACAAAACCCGACCCGAACCCCUCGUCCACCGCGACCUCAAGCCUGCAAACAUCCUUCUCGACCGAAACUUCGUCAGCAAGAUUAGCGACGUGGGCCUCUGCCGACUCGUCCCGGCCCCAGUUGCCGAUAGCAUAACUCAGUGCCACAUGACUGCAGCUGCCGGGACCUUCUGCUACAUCGACCCGGAGUAUCAGCAAACGGGCAUGCUCGGGACGAAAUCUGAUGUGUACUCGUUUGGGGUCAUGCUGCUGCAGAUCCUUACGGCCCGGCCAGCGAUGGGCCUCUCGCACCAUGUCGAGACCGCGAUCGAGUCGGGCCAGUUUGCGGAUGUGCUCGACCGGGCGGUUGGGGACUGGCCGGUCGAGGAGGCUCUUUCGCUGGCUAAGCUGGCUUUGAAAUGCUGUGAACUGAGGAGGAGGGAUAGGCCGGAUCUCGACUCGGUGAUCUUGACUGAGCUCGAGAGGCUGAGGGAUGUGGGAUUGGAAGUCUCGCGUGGGGUGAGCUUUUUCUAUGCACACUCGUCGCAGGGUGAUGGGAGCUCCAAGGACAGCUCGUCUUCGAGUCAGGCGAAUCAGGAGAGGUUUUACUACGUCAACUCAUCUUCGAGUCAGGUGAAACGAGAAGUUUCGUGUGCCAUUUUCAUUUCGUUUUUUUUCCUGGUUUUCAGUAGGAAUGUGAUGCUCUAG
Messenger RNA from Striga hermonthica, 1926 nucleotides. NCBI's taxonomy places the organism in Eukaryota, Viridiplantae, Streptophyta, Magnoliopsida, Lamiales, Orobanchaceae. The record is from the annotation of a GenBank genome assembly.